AUGUCCACCAACAUAGUUAGCCAAACCAACAAUAAGUAUGAUGUUGUUUUUCAUUCUCAAGUCAUUCACACAACCGUCACACAUACUCCUUCCGUAGUCAAAGAUUGGCUCUCAAAUCUCCCCCGCAAUAACCACAACCGCCGCUACCUUGUUGGCCUCGACGUGGAGUGGCUCCCAAACAGACAACCCUCAAUGGACAACCCCGUCGCUGUCCUCCAACUCUGUGUAGACAGAGAAUGCCUUGUUUUCCAAAUCAUCCACGCUCCAUCUAUUCCAGAAUCACUUGUUGCUUUUCUCGAGGACCAAGAAAACACGUUUCUCGGUGUUGGUAUUGGAGAGGACGUUGAGAAGCUUCUUAGAGAUUACUCGUUGCGCGUUGCAAACUUUGUUGAACUUUGCACCCUUGCUGUUGAGAAAUUGGGUGAUCAUAUGAAAUGUGCUGGGCUUAAAACGUUGGCUUUACAUGUUCUUGGGAAGGGUAUGGAGAAACCGAGGAGGAUUACCAUGAGUAAAUGGAAUGAUUUUAACCUUAGUCCUCAGCAGGUUCGGUAUGCUUGUAUUGAUGCUUUUGUUUCGUUUGAGAUUGGUAGGAUUCUUUAUGCUGGUCGCUAG
Messenger RNA from Lathyrus sativus (Indian pea), 612 nucleotides. The record is from the annotation of a GenBank genome assembly. Lineage: Eukaryota; Viridiplantae; Streptophyta; Magnoliopsida; Fabales; Fabaceae.